AUGUUGCUUGUCAUUGAAAUCCUACCCCCAUGGAAGAUGUACUUUGAUGGAGCUUCGCAUAGAGAGGGGGCAGGUGCUGGAGUUGUCUUCGUCACUCUGGAAGGCGAGGUGUUUCCAUAUUCAUUCACCUUGACCGAGCAAUGUUCAAACAACGUUGCUGAGUAUCAAGCAUUGAUACUUGGGCUCGAAAUAGCGGCUGACAUGAAGCAACUAAGAAUUAACAUUUAUGGAGAUUCAAAGUUGAUCAUAAACCAAGUGUUGGGUCUAUAUGAAGUGAAAAAGGCGGAGUUAGUCCCAUAUAACAACUAUGCAAAGAUACUCAUGCAAUGGUUAGGGGACGUCACAAUUGAACAUGUACCGAGGAAAGAAAAUAAGCAAGCUGAUGCCUUAGCCGCAUUGGCUUCAACUAUUGCUCAUCCUGCAGCCCGAAUACAAGUAUGUCAAAGGUGGGUGGUUCCACCAAUCCUUAAUGAAGACGGCUCAGUUGAUGAAACUGUUGAACUCCCUACUGCCUCAGUGUAUGAUAUAGGCAAAGACGACUGGAGGCAACCAUUAAUUGACUACCUCACUGAUGGAAAGUUACAUGAAGAUCCCCGUAAAAGGGUGGAUAUAAAGCGUCGAACUCCUCGCUUCAUCUACUAUAAAGAUAUAUUGUAUCGUCGUUCCUUUGAUGGAAUAUUUCUCCGAUGUCUAGGGGAAGAGGAAGCUUUACAAGCUAUGCAAGAAGCUCAUUCUGGGGUUUGCGGUGCACAUCAAUCCGAUCCCAAGUUGCAUUUCCACAUUAAGCGAAUGGGAUAUUAUUGGCCUACAAUGGUAAAGGAUUGCAUAGACUAUGCUCGAAGGUGCCAAGCUUGUCAAUAUCAUGCAAACUUUAUUCAUCAGCCACCAGAACCUCUACACCCAACAGUUACAUCUUGGCCAUUUGAUGCUUGGGGACUUGAUGUGGUUGGCCCAAUUACGCCUAAGUCAUCUGCAGGGCACGCAUAUAUACUAGCUGCCACCGACUACUUUUCAAAAUGGGCUGAAGCCGUGGCAUUGAAGGAGAAAGUGGUUUCAAAAUCGAAAAGGGACUGGCAUGACAGAAUGGAAGAAGCUUUGUGGGCGUAUAGAACCACAUACCGCACACCUACUCAAAGCACUCCAUAUUCUUUGGUGUAUGGUGUGGAAGCGGUCUUGCCUCUAGAGCGCCAAAUACCUUCCUUAAGGUUGGCUAUACAGGAGGGUCUUACUGAUGAAGAGAAUGUUAAGCUACGCUUGGCUGAGUUAGAAGCCUUGGAUGAAAAACGUCUGCAAGCGCAACAAAGCUUGGAGUGA
This is a messenger RNA of Ipomoea nil (Japanese morning glory), 1314 nucleotides long. RefSeq lists its product as uncharacterized. The transcript has 2 exons. Gene Ontology annotation, molecular function: RNA-DNA hybrid ribonuclease activity; nucleic acid binding. The coding region runs from base 1 to 1314 and encodes 437 amino acids. The record is from RefSeq and is a predicted model, not a curated record. NCBI's taxonomy places the organism in Eukaryota, Viridiplantae, Streptophyta, Magnoliopsida, Solanales, Convolvulaceae.